AUGGCAACUGGCUUGCAAUUUCCACGGAUAUAUCUCCUCUCCACACAUCUUCUCCAAGAGGAGAUUGCCUAUUUCCGGGAAGCAAUUCCGUCUCUCACUGACAACAUCGACCAAGCCGAAAUUGUUCUGGGGAGGAUAUCCAAAAAGGCGCGCGCCGAAUUCGAGCUGAGGCGGCUCCAGUUGCAUCUCACUCUGAUUCCGGAGCAAGUCCAAGCAGGUAAACCGGACGACGCCAACUGCGCAGCGGGGACGCGGCCAGCCGUUCGAGAAACAUCUAGAUCUAGAUUGAAACAAGGACAAGGACAAGGACUAGGCGAGGCGGCGAGCGGCCCGCGAGGGAGCCGUAUCCGGGUUCUCAGUGCUGAAUCGACAGGGCGAGGAGAGUCGUCUGAGCAGGUCGUUGGCCAUGGCCGUGCAGACAAUGAUGAUGCCGAAACCAAGGACGACAGAGGCGACAGAGGUUCUUCCCGGACUGGCUGGCCCUCGCAAAGUCGCGAGCCUUUGCGUGCCAGACAUGCGCCAGCCCGGUUGGUUCGACAGUCGACAUCGGAGCACGAAGCUGCUGCCACCUUGCCUCCCAUUCCGGACUUUCUUCACACCACGUAUUCUUGCCAGAGACCAACACCGAUAAACCCGCCUAAUGAGGAAUUCAUUAAGGAGCUCAAGAACAUUCGCACCCUCCGACUUCUUCAGGGAGACGGCAUCGGCGUUCGAGCCUAUUCAACGUCAAUUGCCGCUCUUGCUGCCUAUCCUUACCCAUCCACAAGCCCCCUCGAAAUCGAGCGAUUACCAGGCUGUGGUAGUAAAAUCGCUCAAGUGUAUCAACAGUGGCUGAACAACGGCCAAUCCGACGAGUCGUCCAUGGCAGCAUCAGACUCGAAAAUGUCCACGCUGCGCUUGUUCUACGACAUCUGGGGCGUUGGAGAUGCUACUGCCAGAGAAUUCUACAGGAGAGGCUGGCGUGACUUGGAUGAUGUCAUUGAAUACGGAUGGCAUUCUCUCAGUCGAGUCCAGCAAAUUGGGGUGAAAUUCUACGACGAACUCACACAGGAGAUAUCCCGACAAGAAGUCGAGGAAAUUGCAGGCUUGAUCCUCGGGUGCGCCCGGGAUAUUGAUCCGGGAUUUGAAAUGACCAUCGUGGGGGGCCACAGACGAGGCAAGGCGCAGAGCGGCGACGUCGACGUCGUGAUAAGCCACCGAGAAGAGUCAAGAACAGCCUACGUCAUAGGCGAACUGGUGCUCAGUCUCGAAAAGGCCCAACUCGUUUCGCAUACUCUAAGUUUGUCGACCAGGAACAGCGAACGAGGCCAGCUACCGCUUGCAUGGCGAGGCUCGGGGUCAACAUCCGGUGGCGCUGGCUUCGACACCCUGGACAAAGCCAUGGUUGUGUGGCACGACAAGAGGCAGCCCCAGCAAAACAAGCCCCAGCAAAACAAGCCCCAUCGAAGGGUCGACAUUAUCAUAAGUCCGUGGAAGACGGUCGGGUGUGCUUUGCUUGGGUGGAGUGGCGGCACAACCUUCCAGCGUGACUUGCGACGGUACUGCAAACGCGAAAAGGGGCUCAAGUUUGACAGCAGCGGCAUUAGGAGGCGCUCGGAUGGGCUGUGGAUGGAUUUUGAGGGACUUCGUCUAGGCACUAGUGAGAACGCGAGCUCGGGGGCUCUUUUGCCACGACGACAUCGAGAUGUGCCGCCAGAUAUGGCAACAGCGGAGAGGCGCGUCUUUAAAGGGCUGGCUCUGCAAUGGCGUUAUCCCACGGAACGUUGCACAGGCUAA
Ustilaginoidea virens is the source of this 1776-nucleotide messenger RNA. RefSeq lists its product as uncharacterized. The record is from RefSeq and is a predicted model, not a curated record. Gene Ontology annotation, molecular function: DNA-directed DNA polymerase activity; DNA binding. The coding region runs from base 1 to 1776 and encodes 591 amino acids. Gene Ontology annotation, cellular component: nucleus. Gene Ontology annotation, biological process: double-strand break repair via nonhomologous end joining. The transcript is spliced from 4 exons. Lineage: Eukaryota; Fungi; Ascomycota; Sordariomycetes; Hypocreales; Clavicipitaceae.